Molecule: messenger RNA, 288 nt
Organism: Trichomonas vaginalis G3
Lineage: Eukaryota; Parabasalia; Trichomonadida; Trichomonadidae
Exons: 1
Coding region: 1-288 (95 amino acids)
Source: RefSeq, a predicted model, not a curated record
AUGGACGCACAGAACUUAGCGAAUGCACAGCAACCUGGACAACCAAACCCAGAGAGUAUUCCAAAUGAAGUUAGAAUACAAACUGCAAUGGCAAACUAUGGUCAAGUGCCAACAGAUGUACAAAUGCAAACUGCCAUGUCAAAUGACGCUGCGUUAGGUUUGCCACCAUGGUAUGCAAAUAUGAGAUGGAAAGAGUUUUAUACAGUUAGUAUGGUUAAGUCGUGUACUGUGGCACUGCGCGCCUCCUUACCCAUUAUAUGUGAAUUUGACACUUUACAAAACCAGUAA